AUGUCCACAGGUCAGAUCAACACCCUGCUUGACCUCUGGGCAGCAACACUUAUCAAACAUCAGGACAGUCCUCCAUUCACUGGCCACUGGGACCUAUAUGAAACCAUUGAUUCGACUCCUCUUGGCAAUGUUACUUGGGAGACUUUCUCAAUGUCCUACAAUGGAGAAAAACCGGCCAAUAAUGUUCCACCACAGAUGGCUGCCAAGUACAACAUGUGGUUCUGUGAUCCACAUCUACUUGUUCACCACAUGCUUUCAAACCCUGACUUCACCAUGGAAAUCAAAUAUGUCCCAUAUCAGGACUAUACUAAUGAGGAUAAAUGCUGUUAUAAGAACUUUUUCUCAGAGGAUCCGGAAACCCACGGAUCAGCAUUUGUGCCUCCAAUUGUUGGGAGCAACAAGACUACAGUCUCAGUGGCCACAGGACACACUGAGUACCAUCCACUCUAUCUCUCAAUUGGAAACAUUUUCAAUGGAGUUCAACGCACACAUCACAAUGGUGUGGUGCUGGUAGGCUUGGCUAUUCCGAAAAGCACAAAGGAACAUCUUGAAGACAAAGACUUUUGCAAUUUACACUGUCAAAUAUUUCACUCCUCACUCACCAAGAUAUUUGAUUCUGUGAAGCCAAAUAUGACAAUCCCCAAUGUUGUGCACUGUCCUGACAGCCAUUAUUGGCAUGUCAUAUAUGGGUUAGGCCUGUACAUCGCCAAUUAUCCAGAGCAGCUGGUGCUUUUAGGAGUUGUUCAGAAUUGGUGUCCAAAGUGUUUGAAUCAUCGCAGGAAUCUCAAAGGUGAUGGGCCAUCUUUGCUCUGGUGCAGAGAACACACCAACCUCCUCAUUCAAGAGCUCAAGCAUGCCAACCUCUGGUAUGACUAUGGUAUCAUCCAAGAGGUUAUGCCUUUCAUAAAUGACUUUCCUCAAGUGGAUAUCCACGAACUACUCUUGCCAGACCUCCUGCACCAAAUCAUCAAAGGGACGUUCAAGGAUCACCUUGUUGACUGGGUGGAGGAUUACCUGUACUCCAACAGGAUAGCAGCAGUCGCCCCUUUUGCUGCAAGACAGCACAGUUUCAAGCAGUGGACAGGUGAUGAUUCCAAGGCUCUGAUGAAGGUCUAUCUGCCUGCCAUCAAAGGCCAUGUUCCUCAAGAUGUAGUUCACACAUUUAGUGCAUUCCUCGACUUCUGCUAUAUAGUCCGGCAAGACAUGAUCACAGAGGAUGACCUCAUCCAGCUUCAAGAUGUGCUCGAUUGGUUUCACCAGUACCACAAAAUAUUCAAGACAAUGGGAGUUGUACUGGGCUUCUCAUUUCUGCGUCAACACUCCCUAAACCACUAUUCCCUCAUGAUCCGGCUCUAUGGUGCCCUGAACAGCCUUUGUUCAUCAAUAACAGAGUCGAAGCACAUCAAGGCUGUUAAGGAGCCCUGGCAUCACUCCAACAGAUACAAAGCAUUAGGCCAGAUGCUCCUCACAAAUCAACACCUCAAUAAAAUCGCUGCAGCACAAAGCGACUUUGACGCUUGUGGUAAUCACAAGUCACUGGAUGACUACGAUGAUGGUGACAACAACAAUGACAAUGAAAAUGAUGAUGCACCCCAAGCACAUCUGAACCAUCUGUGUGUCAAUGAACUGCAAAACCAGACUGCCGAGGGAGAUGCAGCCAAUGUCAUCGAUGGACCUACCGUCCAAGCUCAUGUGGAACUUGCAGUGAUGCCCAUGUUGGGUGGUGCACAUGAUGUCUCUGCACUCAUGCAUGACCUCAAGCUUCCAAACUUCCCUACAAUGAUCCAACAAUUUCUCCACAACCAACUUCAUAUCACAGACCAUGAGCCCCCCAAGUUCGACCCUGCAACAGCACCAGCUUUCAUGGGCAGGGUUUUUGUUUUUAGCUCAGCAGCAGCAUCAUUCUAUGCCCCCAGUGAUCUCAGUGGCACUGGGGGCAUGCAGCGCAAGCAUAUUCAGGCAACAACUUCAUGGCAAGGGGGUCCUGCUCGAAAUGACUGCAUCUUUGUCAGUAUGAAUGACAAGGUCAAUUGUGGCUUGGAUGGACUUGCCAUUGUGAGAGUAUUGCACUUUCUCGUUGUUCACUGGUUCGCAUACAUCACAGACAGUUGGGAUCCUGACACUGGAAUGUACCUCAUCACAUCAUCAAGCCAUGAUGAUGGCACACCAGAUAUUUCGAUCAUCCAUAUUGAUUGUAUUUUCUGUGCAGCUCAUCUUAUCCCUCUCUAUGGUGCCAAUUUCCUGCCUCAUGAAAUUGGCCCUCAUGACAGCUACAACAUGUUUCAUGCCUUCUAUGUCAACAAGUAUGCUGACCAUCAUGCAUUUGAAGUAGCGUGA
Suillus subaureus is the source of this 2337-nucleotide messenger RNA. RefSeq lists its product as uncharacterized. The transcript has 11 exons. Lineage: Eukaryota; Fungi; Basidiomycota; Agaricomycetes; Boletales; Suillaceae. The coding region runs from base 1 to 2337 and encodes 778 amino acids. The record is from RefSeq and is a predicted model, not a curated record.